AUGAUCCCCGAAUGCCCACGCGACGGGGACUCGAGGAGCCGAACCCGCCUCCAGUACAGUCCGGCGACCGAACCGAACCAGGACCGCGACAGCAGUGGCUUGCUUUCCGAAAUCAAAACCACCAUCAGUAACGAGCCUUUCACCGACCACUACACCAUUAUUCCCGGCAAAGAACUCGGACGGGGGAAGUUUGCUGUGGUCAGAAAGUGUGUGGAGAAAUACACAGGUAAUGAGUAUGCUGCAAAGUUCAUGAGGAAGAGACGAAAAGGGCAGGACUGCCGGAUGGAGAUCAUCCAUGAGAUUGCAGUGCUUGAGCUGGCCACAGCCAGUCCCCGAGUGGUCAACCUCCAUGAGGUCUAUGAGAUGGCUUCUGAGAUGGUGCUGGUUCUGGAAUUUGCGGCUGGAGGAGAGAUCUUUAAUCAGUGUGUGUCAGACCAGGAGGAGGAAGCCUUCAGUGAGGAGGAUGUGAGGAGGCUCAUGAGACAGAUCCUGGAGGGAGUGGCAUUCCUCCACCAGAACAACGUGGUCCACCUUGACCUGAAGCCCCAAAACAUCUUGCUGACCAGCAGCUGUCCUCUGGGUGACAUUAAGAUUGUGGACUUCGGUCUGUCCAGGAUGAUCAGCAGCCACCACGAACUCAGAGAGAUUAUGGGAACCCCGGAGUAUGUUGCUCCCGAAAUUCUGAAUUAUGAGCCGAUAAGCACGGCAACAGAUAUGUGGAGUAUUGGUGUGUUGGCCUACGUGAUGCUGACAGGAAUCUCUCCGUUCCUGGGCGAAGACAAACAGGAGACAUUUCUUAACAUUUCCCAGCUCAAUGUGAGCUACACCGAGGACGGGCUGCAGCAGCUGGACCAGGCUGCUCUGUCCUUCAUCCAGAUGCUGCUUCGCAAACAGCCACAGGAGCGGGCCACAGCAGAGCAGUGUCGUACACACCCCUGGCUUCAGUCCUCAGAGCCUCAGGAAACUCAGACAGUGGAAAAGAUCCUCUCAGCAGAGGACCAGAAACCAUCCAGCGCCUCCAGUAGCUCCACCUGUAGCCCUGAACCUCCCAGCAGCACCAGCACAGCAGAGGAGGAGGAAGAUGUGGAGGAAGAUGUGAAGGAAGGCCCUGUGACAGAGGAGCUGAUAGUCAUGGCAGCCUACACACUGGGUCAGUGCCGCCAGUCCUCCAACUCCACCUCAGAGAAGGAAGCUCUGGCUACUGAGCAAAAGGCAAUUUCCAAACGCUUUAAGUUUGAAGAGCCCUUCAGUGCCCUGCAGGAGGUCCCUGGAGAGUUCAUCUACUGACCUCCACCUACCACAUAUACCACCAGCUUCUGACAGAGAAGUUAGUGUUGUCACAGUAACAAAAAUAAGCCUUCUGAUUAUACAAACUCCCUUCCAUCUAUACUGUAAGUGUAUAACCAGAUGUUGCUGUACAAUCAAUCUCUUGCAAAUAUAACUGUUGGAUUUCAAGUGCAUUAAGUAAGAACCUACUCACAUACUUCUCCCAUAAUGCAUCAAGACUAAAUUAGCUUGAUUCCCAACCUCCUACAGUAGCUGCAGUAUGUUGCGUCUCAUUUAGGUUGCUGUUGUACUUUUCAUGUCCACCCUGAAGAAUUGGCUAAAUGUACAUAGUGUGACACACAGAGUUGUUUCCACAAGCUAUAUUUUGGACAUUGAACUUCAACUGCUGCUUUUUGAAGAGUGAGGUCAUCUUUCUACAACAGCCAUUUUACACCAACUUUAAAUGAUCAAGCAGGGAGAUGUUUUUUUUCU
Messenger RNA from Stegastes partitus (bicolor damselfish), 1758 nucleotides. It is a transcript of the gene stk17a, whose product is annotated as serine/threonine kinase 17a. Gene Ontology annotation, biological process: protein phosphorylation; positive regulation of apoptotic process; intracellular signal transduction. NCBI's taxonomy places the organism in Eukaryota, Metazoa, Chordata, Actinopteri, Pomacentridae. The coding region runs from base 1 to 1287 and encodes 428 amino acids. The record is from RefSeq and is a predicted model, not a curated record. Gene Ontology annotation, cellular component: nucleus. The transcript has 7 exons. Gene Ontology annotation, molecular function: ATP binding; protein serine/threonine kinase activity.